AUGUCUCUUUCUAUCGACUUGAGAGAGCCCAGACUGGCACGCCUCUACAAGCUGUCCGAGUCCCUGGCCGAAUAUACAACCACCAAGUUAUGGCUUUACAUAUUCUUCGAGUUCGCAUUCCGUGGUGGAGAAUUGCCCGUCAAUAUCGACUUUCUAACAUGGGGGAGGCGGAAGAGAAUAAGAUCACGCAACGAGAUUGUGGUUCGGCGUUGCAUCGCCACGCAUGGCACAACGUCCAAAGAGACCAUCCUGCUCUGGGUCUGCGCCCCGUGUGCCCGCGAGCCGGAAUUUGACAUUGAGGACCUCGAACUACUGGCCAACAUCACCGCAUCAAGGUAUAUCCUCCAGGCGAGGGAAACGCUGCAGACCGUGUGGAUCAUGACUUCGCUAGGACCGUACGCCCGGCUCUGGGCGUACACGACCGAGGACGACCGGAGCGGCCACCACCUAUGGCCAAUCUUUCCCCUCGGCGAACGCGGCGCCAAGGUCUCUUACCUUCCACUGCGCGGCCACGAGGCUCACUUUCAGGUUUUGUUUGACCUUGUACAGCGCGACCCGAACCCGACGGCGGACCUGGUGCGCAGCAUCGCGCGGGGCACGGCAGAGGACCAGCUGGUGGACGUGCGCAAUACAACGCAGGUGUCGCCGCAGGGGCGGCGCGGCUCGGUUCUUGACUGCAGGCUGCCGGAUGGCUCGAUUGUGGGCAUCUCGGCGGACUGGCACCGGGCAUACAUUAUCUGGGAGAACCAGCCUUGGGAGUGCCACCAGUGCUGCUUCGGCGGAGAGUCCGCCAGCAGGGUACGGUAUUGGACGUGGUGGCUCAUUCCGGGAACCGGUUAA
Messenger RNA from Akanthomyces muscarius, 840 nucleotides. RefSeq lists its product as uncharacterized. Bases 1 to 840 code for a protein of 279 amino acids. The transcript has a single exon. NCBI's taxonomy places the organism in Eukaryota, Fungi, Ascomycota, Sordariomycetes, Hypocreales, Cordycipitaceae. The record is from RefSeq and is a predicted model, not a curated record.